This is a messenger RNA of Wallemia mellicola CBS 633.66, 704 nucleotides long. Its product is annotated as phosphoglycerate mutase 1 family. The record is from RefSeq and is a predicted model, not a curated record. Gene Ontology annotation, molecular function: intramolecular phosphotransferase activity. Bases 21 to 662 code for a protein of 213 amino acids. NCBI's taxonomy places the organism in Eukaryota, Fungi, Basidiomycota, Wallemiomycetes, Wallemiales, Wallemiaceae. The transcript has 3 exons. Gene Ontology annotation, biological process: glycolytic process.
AAAUUGACAAUCAAAGCAAAAUGCCAGCAACACUCGUAUUAACACGCCACGGAGAAUCUGAAUGGAACAAAAAGAACUUGUUCACUGGAUGGGUUGACGUACAACUCACAGAAAAGGGUGAACAAGAAGCUAAAUUAGGUGGUGAACGUCUUAAAGCAUCCAACACACAGUUUGAUUACGCUUACACUUCCGCUUUACAAAGAGCACAAAAGACAUUAGCAAUCAUUCAAGAAGAAAUUGGUCAAACUAACUUACCUGUCACCAAGGAUCAAGCUCUUAACGAACGUCACUACGGUGAAUUACAAGGUUUGAACAAAGAUGACGCCAGAGCUAAAUGGGGUGAAGACCAAGUACACAUCUGGCGUAGAUCUUACAACGUUCCACCACCUGGUGACAACGCUGAAUCACUUGAGCUCACUGCUAAGCGUGUUUUACCUUACUGGAAAUCAGAAAUUUUGCCAAAGUUAGCAGAGAACAAGAACAUUCUUAUCGCAGCACACGGUAACUCCCUCCGUGCUCUCAUUAUGGAUAUCGAGAAGUUAUCUGGUGAUGAAGUCGUCGGUCUUGAACUUGCAACUGGUGUUCCAAUCGAAUUCCAAUUAGAUAUCGUUGAUGGUCAAGUUAAGGUCCUCUCAAAGAAGAUUUUCAACCAAUCUGUUUAGAUUUAUAACAAUGUCACUUUGAUACAUUUAGAUUUUUAUGUC